Salarias fasciatus (jewelled blenny) is the source of this 1318-nucleotide messenger RNA. RefSeq names its product CTF8, chromosome transmission fidelity factor 8 homolog (S. cerevisiae) (gene chtf8). Gene Ontology annotation, cellular component: Ctf18 RFC-like complex. Gene Ontology annotation, biological process: mitotic sister chromatid cohesion. The record is from RefSeq and is a predicted model, not a curated record. NCBI's taxonomy places the organism in Eukaryota, Metazoa, Chordata, Actinopteri, Blenniiformes, Blenniidae. The transcript has 3 exons. Bases 125 to 532 code for a protein of 135 amino acids.
GACACGUACAGAUGGCGGGAAACGAGAGCGGACACAAACACGGAUACACUUUUUAACUUUUAAAUCUCAUAUCUCUUUUUUUCAGCGUGAAUUAAACAGACUGUCUCUGCGAUCCGUCAGGACGAUGGUUCAAAUAGUCGUGAGAGGCAGCGUGGACGGCAGCAGUCCUCCAGAGUGGCUCCUGGUGGAGCUUCAGGGAGAGAUGGUGUCCAGACACAACUCCGGCCUGGCAGGAAACGUGAUGGGAGACCUGCUGUACACCAAAGAGGGGGUGCCGGUGCUGAUCGUAGGACACCACAUUCUCUACGGGAAGCAGGUCAGGCUGGAGAAACCGUUCGCCGUCCUCACCAAGCACUCGGGCCAAUCACAGGACAGCGGCCAUGAUGACGACGGCGACGCACCGGUCGCCAUGGAAACAGACUGCGAAGGCCCCGCCUCCACAUCGUACUCUGUGUCUGCGCUCAUCAAACGGAAGCUGAUCUUCAAGACGCGACCCAAACCCAUCAUCACCAACGUGCCCAAGAAGGUGUAGCUGGAGGCGGGGCUUCUCUCCAGGAGGCGGGGCUUCUCAUGAGGAGGCGGGUUGGAUUGGAUGAAAUCAGCCCAUCAUUUUGUGAUUCAGAGACGUUUUUCAUUCUGUUACCUUGUUAAAUUAAAUAGGUUCAUAUGCGAUGUGAUGUCAUGCUGUCAUACUGUCUCCUGAUUGGUUGGUUUUCUUCCAGCGUGUCUGAGCAGCAGGAAUGUUGAUUUCAGUGAUCAGGAUUCACAUUAAAUUAGUGAAAUUACAAAAUAGUUUCACUCAGACAAGAUGUUCUUGAAUUAGACUUAGAAAACUUGCAUUUAGAACCCAAACACAUUCUAGAACUCAUCACUGAAGGUUUCUUUAGAAGAAGCGUGAGUUCCCGAAUGGCUCGCUCGCUGGACGUCGAGUUCAGUGAACGUGUUCUUGUACACGUGGGGAACGUUGUGUACUCGGACGCCGCACACCGUGGGACUGUUGGACUGGAUUCAAGGUGUUGGUGAGGACGUUGAAGACACAGGAACCAUCUGUCCAGCCGGAGAUGUGGAGGAGAGCAGCUGGCGCGAGAACAGACAGGAUGGUUCUCUGCAGUUUAGAGAUGAAGAUCUGUUCUGAAGUCGACUGGAGAAAAGACGUCAGCAGAACGACGACCCCUUAAAUCAAUGACUGAUCAGAACACUCAGGUUAGGAACAGCUUUAUUUUGAUAGUGUAGUUUCUGAUUCGGAGCUGUUAUCGUUCUGUCAUGACCCGUGCCACUGGUGAGGAUUGAUCCAGAAUGUACUGAGGAGGUGGAUUUG